AAGGGGCGGCGCGCACUCGCGUCCGAUCCGCCCUGUCGCAAUGGCCCCGCUUCCCCUGGCGCCCUCCCGGCCGGGCGCUCGUUGAGCUGGGAUCUUGCUGUGCCUCUGAUCUCCCCGAGGGCCCGCUCCGCUCCCCUCCCCUCCUACUCCCUCCCUCUCCCCCCCUUCCCCCUCUCCCCGAAAUCGGCCCGGAAUGGACGACUCCACAGCUCACAGUUUUCACGAUGCCGAGUGUUCUCUGGCCGACGGGGCCGAGCGGGAUUCGCGCCUCUCGGCCGUCGAGCGGCGGCUGCAGCAACAGGACAACGAGCUGACGGUGGUGAAGGCGGCCCUGGCAGACGCCCUGCGGCGCCUCGCCUUCUACGACCGGCACUUCGGCCGCGUACAAGAUGGAGGUGCUGUAUUUACGUCCCCCCUGGGUCUGACAGACCAGAUGAUGGUCAGCUAUGACCAGACGCAGACGCAGACGCCCGUUCCAGAGUUGUCUCUCGCUCUCCAUGGCAGCCCCAGCAGUGCCUCUGCCAGGCAGAGCAGCUACCCGGGGACGGAAGCCGUACCCUGUGUCCCCGCUCUCUACCCGGGGGUCCAGGCUCUGGCCAGCAGUCCCAAGGCCCCCGCGGAUCCUCCCCUUCCGGCCCUGCCCCGGGAUGAGGCCUGUCUGGGCCCAGACCAGCCUGCCAGCUCAGAGACGGAGUCGGGCGGAAGUGAGGAGCCCCGGGCAGAAGACAGGCCUGGACUGAAGCCCCUAGACGAGGCAGGCUCGGGUGGAUCGCUGCCUGCUCAGGCCCUGGAGGCCGGCCCGGAAGAUGCAGUGUCCCAGCCGGGCAUCCCUGACCCCGGCCGGCCGGACCCGCCCGAGCCCGAGGCCGCCCAGGGCCCGGGAAGGGCAGCGGCCUGCCUGGGACACAGAGUGGUGCCCGUCCCCGAGGAAGAACCGGGGUCCCUGCUGCCGGAUCUCGGACGAUCACCGCUCGACAACGCCGGCAAGAAGACCGUCCUGCUAAGGCGCUGCAGCACGUCGGAUAAACUGCGGGGGCCGCGGGACGGGGCGGCGGGCGAGAACCACAGGCCCAGGCUGGCCAAGAAGUCGGCGUCCUCGCAGAGCCUGCUGAGCAAGGGCAGGAAAGCGGACGGUCGGAACAAGGAACCGCCCCAGAGCCCAGUGACCACAUCCCGCCGUGGAUUCUACAAUCAGGAGGGCGUUUCCAUCAAGGUGUUUCUGCGGGGACGGCCCAUCACCAUGUACGUCCCACUCCAGUUCCCCAACUACGACGAGCUGAGGAUGGAACUACCAGCCGAGAAACUCAAACUGGACUGGGUUUACGGUUACCGCGGCCGAGAUUCGCGGGACAACCUGCACCUCCUGCCGUCGGGCGAGGUGGUGUACUUCAUCGCCUGCGUCGUGGUCCUCUACAGCAUCGAAGAUCAGACUCAGCGCCACUACCUCAAGCACACUGACUGCGUCCGCUGCCUGGCUGUCCACCCGGACGGAGUGCGCAUCGCUUCUGGUCAAGCCGCAGGAGUGGACAAGGACGGCAAGCCACUCCUGCCGUGUGUGCACAUCUGGGACUCGGUCACCCUCCAAACACUACAGCACAUCGGACUGGGCAGCUUCGAGCGAGGAGUUGGGUCCCUCGCCUUCUCCAAGGCCGACAAAGGAGCCUUCCUGUGUGUCAUCGACGACUCAAGCGAGCACCUGAUGUCCGUGUGGGACUGUACCCGCGGAACGAGACAGGCCGAGACCAAGGCCACCAACGAGGCGGUGCUGCAGGUGGAGUUCAAUCCGACAGAUUCCUCCUGCAUCGUGUCCUGCGGCAAGUCGCACGUCUACUUCUGGACCUGGAGCGGGUCCAGCCUCACCAAGAAGCAGGGGAUCUUCGGGAAGUACAAGAAGCCAAAGUUCAUCCAGUGUUUCGUGUUCAUGCGGACCGGCGAGGUGCUGACUGGCGACUCUGAGGGGAACAUCCUGGUGUGGGGCAAGGCAGCGGCCGACAUCAAAACUCUGGGCAAGGGGGCGAAAGAGACCUAUCAGAUCGCCCGCCAGGUCAGGGCCCACGAGGGCAGCAUCUUCACCCUGUGCAUCCGCGGCGACGGUGCCCUGCUGAGUGGGGGCGGCAAGGACCGGAAGGUCAUCCUGUGGGGGGAGAACCUCAGCCCCCAGGGCGAGACCGAGGUCCCGGAGUGCUUUGGGGCGGUGAGGACGUUACUGGAGGCUCCAGCUGGGCAGCUGCUAAUCGGAACCACGAAGAAUGCCAUCCUGAGCGGGGGUCUGGAGCAGCCCCUCAGCCCCAUCGUACAGGGUCAUACGGACGAGCUGUGGGGAUUGGCCACCCACCCGUUCCACGACCUGUUCCUCACCUGCGCGCACGACAGGCAGGUGUGUGUGUGGAACCACGAGCAACACACACUGGCCUGGAGCAGGACGCUGGAGGGGACGGGGCUUUGUGCCAGCUUUCACGGCAGUGGCUCGGUGGUAGUGGUCGGACUCCAGGACGGAAGGUGGGUGGUGUUGGACUGCCAGACAAAGGAGGACGUGUGGACUUCAGUCGAUGGUAACGAGCAGCUGUCAGUGGUCCGGUACUCCCCAGACGGGAACUUCCUGGCGGUGGGCUCCCACGACAACUAUAUUUACCUGCACACCGUGAGCGACAGCGGCCGGAAGUACUCCCGCUACGGCAGGUGUACGGGCCAUUCCAGCUUCAUCACUCACCUCGACUGGUCUCAGGACAGCCGGUUCAUCAUGUCGAACUCCGGAGACUACGAGAUCCUCUACUGGGACAUCGCAGCGGGCUGUAAACUCAUCAGGAACCGUUACGAGUGCAAGGACCUGGAGUGGGUCUCGUACACCUGCGUCCUGGGCUUCCACGUCUUCGGGGUCUGGCCGGACGGCUCCGACGGGACGGACAUCAACGCCUUGUGCCGCUCCCACAACGAGCGGCUGGUGGCCGUGGCCGAUGAUUUCUGCAAGGUUCACCUCUUCCAGUACCCGUGCUCCAAGGCCAAGGCUCCCAGUCACGUGUACAGCGGCCACGGCAGCCACGUCACCAACGUGUGCUUCACCCAUAACGACACCCACCUCAUCUCGACGGGCGGCAAGGACACGACGGUGAUGCAGUGGCGGGUGCUGAACGGCGGCCUGGAGCGCAGCACGUCCAUCUCUUCUGCCUCUGCCUCCUCGCUGGAUAUCGCCACGGGCAGCAACACCUGAGGGGCUCAGGCUGGGUGGUGGGGGGUGGGUGUGACUGCCCUGCUGUCUGUAUCUAAUCUCAACCUUCCCUCUCCGCUCCCCCCCUUCUCUUUCACCUUGUGCCCUUUUGCCUGCCCCACUCUCACCAGCUCUAACCCGCCCAACUCCCUCCUGCCUCUGGCACCCCGACCGGCAACAGCGGGGGCAGGAUGGAUUUCAAUCGUCUGCAGUACUUGGCUUUGCCCAUGCAGGGCUUCCUGCUGCUCUCCAGCCCUCUCACUCUUUUCUUGUUCUCUGCUUGAAAGGGUUAGGGAAGCCCUCUCUGACAAUAACACCCCCUCCCCCCCCGUGUCCUGGGGCUCGAAGACAGCUGGACAGCUGCGUGUGUGUGUAUGGGUCAGCCUGGCGGGGCGCUUAGAAAUGACCAGGCAGGGCCCAGCCUGGGCAGCGUGCCAGCCGUGGUGGCUGCAGAGAGUUUACACAGAGCCCCAGGCCUAUUAACAUCUAACUAACAGGACUGGCGGGCGGUCGGCCAGGUGCCCCCAACCAUUCAACCGAGCCUCUUCCCCUUUUCCACCCCCUUCCUUUCCAGUCCCCAUGAAGAGUCUCAGCCCUGAACGGUGACUGCUCAUCGAUGCUGCCUGACCUGCUGAAUUCCUCCACCAUUGUGAGUGUGUGUUGCUCAGGAACUGACCCGAUUUCCCCCUAAACCACCCUGGACCCUGAAGACCCAGGGCGACUGGCUGUCCUCCGGAGUAUCAGGAAGCAGUCCGCCACACUGCAAAACAUUCCUCGACGUCUUUUUUGUUGUUGUCUAACAAAAGAAAAGUCCUGAUUCUUACCAGGUUGUCAUUUAUGUUUUAAUUAAAGUGCUUUGUUCUGGGAGGUAUUUUUUUAUAUAUGGGAAUUAGGACACUGACGUGUCACAAGGAACAGAGCACAGUACACAGAGACUAAAUGAUUGUAAACUGCACAGAAUAUGUAUUUUUUUUUGUUUUCGGUUUUUAAAAUUUUAAAUAAAUCUGACUUUAACAAUAUUUGG
Mobula hypostoma (lesser devil ray) is the source of this 4229-nucleotide messenger RNA. It is a transcript of the gene eml3, whose product is annotated as EMAP like 3. Gene Ontology annotation, molecular function: microtubule binding. Bases 194 to 3208 code for a protein of 1004 amino acids. Gene Ontology annotation, biological process: microtubule cytoskeleton organization. The transcript has 24 exons. Lineage: Eukaryota; Metazoa; Chordata; Chondrichthyes; Myliobatiformes; Myliobatidae. The record is from RefSeq and is a predicted model, not a curated record. Gene Ontology annotation, cellular component: mitotic spindle.